Molecule: messenger RNA, 1249 nt
Organism: Nicotiana attenuata
Lineage: Eukaryota; Viridiplantae; Streptophyta; Magnoliopsida; Solanales; Solanaceae
Product: myb-related protein B-like
Exons: 1
Coding region: 16-819 (267 amino acids)
Biological process (GO): regulation of DNA-templated transcription
Cellular component (GO): nucleus
Molecular function (GO): DNA-binding transcription factor activity, RNA polymerase II-specific; RNA polymerase II cis-regulatory region sequence-specific DNA binding
Source: RefSeq, a predicted model, not a curated record
ACAAGUAGCUGGUGAAUGAAACUAACAAUUCUGCCACUCUUGACAGAUGAAGAAGAUCGGAUUAUCCUUCAGGCCCAUGCUGUUCAUGGGAACAAAUGGGCAUCAAUUGCAAGACUUUUGCCAGGUAGAACAGAUAAUGCCAUUAAAAAUCAUUGGAAUUCAACCUUGAGGCGCCGCUGUGCCGAACUUGGUAAGUUAAGAAGUGACUCCAGCAAUGUUCCAGAAGAUGUUAGUGCAGAAAAAUCAAAAGUAUCCUCUGAGGAAACCCAAUCAUGCGGUGAUGUGAAUUCUUCGAAAGCUAUAGAAGGAAAAGAUGUUAGCUCUCAGGAAAACCAAGAAGAUAAUCACUAUGAGGAUAAGAGUCACGAAGAAGUUCAACGGAGUGAUGUAGCAAAUGAUCCUCCUACUCUCUUCCGUCCUGUGGCUCGUAUAAGUGCUUUUAGCGCAUAUGGUUCUUUGAACGCCCCAGAAACCCUAGUGCAAACUCCACGACUAACUCCUAUCCAAUCGCCAGAUCUUGGGAUAAGCAAAUUGCUUGAAGGAGCUUUCAGUGACAGAUUAGUGCCUCACCAGUGCGGCCAUGGCUGUUGUGGCAAUGCUAGUCUGGAAAAUAAUGGAAGUUCUCUGUUGGGACCUGAGUUUGUUGAUUACGCGGACGCUCCAUCCUUCUCAAGCCAUGAGUUGGCCACAUUAGCCACAGAGAUAAGUAAUGUUGCUUGGUUUAAAAGUGGAUUGGAAAACAGCAGCAUCGAGGUUAUAUUCAAUCCAGCAACCAGGGGAACGUGUGGUACCUCUCACUUGCCAAGCAGACCAUUCUAAUCUUUCAAAUAAAUAACCAUAUAAAUUUAAUUUUUGAAAUGAUGAUGGAUCUAGUGUCGGCGACUAGUAGGGACAGCUACCGUGAAUAUAAAAGAUUUUGAGGCGGAGUUGAUUUAAGUGAAUGCUUAUGAAGUAUAGGAUAAAGAGAAGAAGCUGGGUACCUGAUUUAGUUAGUUUAUAUACUGAACUCUGGUUGAAAAGGGUGUAUAUGAUUUAUUUUCCCUUAGGCCUUCAUUUAUGAGAGGUGUUGAAGAAUUUUUCUUAACCUAGUUAGAUGAAUCCAAUUUUAUGAUUUGAAACUAAUAUGUUGUAAUUUAACAACAAUGAUGAUUUUUAAAGAGAGUGGUUCCUUGUUCCCUUAACUUAUCGUCCUCAAAAAUUGUAUCAGUAAUGAGGUAUUAGCCCAGUUGGGAUGGCACAAGUAAAGAGA